AUGGGUAUUUCAAAAACGUUUGAUAAGUAUAUGAACGAACAGAAGGAACAGCUUCUAAACUCCAGGAAGAAAGUACACCACCCUCUGCUGGCAUCACCCUGGGCACACACAGGGUGUUCCUCCCAGCAGGCUUCAGGGCAGGCCACGGCAGGCCCUACGAUCCACAGAGACAUGGAGAAGGAGAGUUCAGGGUACAGUGAGACCCCAGAGAAGCUGGGCCUGUCCUUCUCCAUUGACGCUAUCCUGAAGAGGCCCACAGAGAGAAGAAAUAUGCCAAGACCACAAAGCAUAGGUGGAGAGGACGCUAGGCACACAGCAAUCCCAGGUUCCAAGCUAGAGAGGCUCCCACAGGAUCAGCCCCAAGAAGAAAAAAAGAACAAGCGGAGAGUUCGCACUACCUUCACCACGGAGCAGCUACAGGAACUGGAGAAACUCUUCCACUUCACCCACUACCCCGACAUCCAUGUCCGGACCCAGCUGGCUUCCAGGAUCAACCUGCCCGAAGCUCGAGUACAGAUCUGGUUCCAGAAUCAGAGAGCCAAGUGGAGGAAGCAGGAAAAGACUGGCAGCCUCAGUGUAUCGCAGCAGCCUGGUGAAGCCAGCUUGACCCUGUCCUCAAACAUGGACAUGGCUGGUCCUGUGCUGACACCCAAGGCUCUGCCCAUGUUGGUGCCUCCCACAGGGUGCUAUCCACUCUCUCAGACUCAGCUCACUUCAGGCUGGUUCCCUGCCCAGAUCACCCUUGUCCCAUGGCACCCAUGGGAUCCGCAGCCCUUGCCUGGCUCUCUCACCCAGCAGCCUUGUGUCCCUUCCCUUGCUCUGCCACCUCCAUACCCCAAGUGGGGCAGCAUCUGUGCCACUUCAACAUAGGGACUGGUUGCUCUCUUCCCAAGCAAGCUACUCUCCUCUCCCAGUAAUGGCAGGCAGCCUUGGCUCUCAGAGAAAAUCACUCCAUAAUCCAUCAAUGGCGCACAGCCCAGGAAGCUACCCAGAACUUUGCCACGGAAGACGGCACUGUCAUGACAGGAAAAGACAACACACAUCUCACCAGCCAAAGUCCUUCUCCCAGCGCAGAAGCCUGGCUGCCUGAGGGCUGGGGAGGAACUCCAGAAUAAGCUGCUUUCCAUUCGCCCUGUGCUUCCUCUAACAGCUGUGCCACCUCCAGCUGGUCACUCACACCCUCUGGACCUCAUCUGUAACACAGCAGCCAGACAGAUUAUUUCUGAGGACCCUCUUCUCCAUUACUUUGGGGAGAUGAGCCCUGGGAAACACACGUCAUGGGGAGGCCCAGGAGGGGCUGCACAUCCAUGCAUUCAUUCAUGACCUCUGUACUGACCACUGAACAUUGUGGGCCACUUGGAAAUAGAUGUGGAGCUGAACAGAUAGGCUUCUUCCCAGGUCAGUUGAAAGGUGAUGCUGACCUCUGCCUGCAAACAGAUGUCGGUGACCUUGGCUCGUGUCUAGCACAUCACUAAUGACUUUGGUAUGAAAAAUCUCAGAAUGGAAGAAAAA
Peromyscus californicus insignis is the source of this 1512-nucleotide messenger RNA. It is a transcript of the gene Isx, whose product is annotated as intestine specific homeobox. Gene Ontology annotation, molecular function: RNA polymerase II transcription regulatory region sequence-specific DNA binding; DNA-binding transcription factor activity, RNA polymerase II-specific. The transcript is spliced from 5 exons. The record is from RefSeq and is a predicted model, not a curated record. Lineage: Eukaryota; Metazoa; Chordata; Mammalia; Rodentia; Cricetidae. The coding region runs from base 1 to 870 and encodes 289 amino acids. Gene Ontology annotation, biological process: regulation of transcription by RNA polymerase II.